Messenger RNA from Fonsecaea multimorphosa CBS 102226, 1716 nucleotides. RefSeq lists its product as uncharacterized. Gene Ontology annotation, biological process: cardiolipin biosynthetic process. The record is from RefSeq and is a predicted model, not a curated record. Gene Ontology annotation, molecular function: CDP-diacylglycerol-glycerol-3-phosphate 3-phosphatidyltransferase activity. Gene Ontology annotation, cellular component: mitochondrion. Bases 1 to 1716 code for a protein of 571 amino acids. Lineage: Eukaryota; Fungi; Ascomycota; Eurotiomycetes; Chaetothyriales; Herpotrichiellaceae. The transcript has 3 exons.
AUGUUCGCCCGGAAUUGUGGAUUGCAUGCCCUACGCAGCUGCGGUCGGACGGCCAGACCUUACGUCCAUCGAGCCCCCACGACGAAGCUCGUCUCCCGACGCUUUUCCUCGUCUUCCUCGUCGUCUGCGUUCAGCAAUGGUCCUGCUCCAACGACACAUCCUCUCGCGGGGGUUGCCACACAGCUUGAUCAUGUCGCACCCCGGUUCGAGAUUGACCCGGACAAUAUUCAGAUCCUCGAUUCUCCAACCGCUUUCUACGACACCCUGAAGGCCAAGAUAAAAGGAGCAAAGCGACGGAUAUACCUGUCUACAUUGUACAUUGGCAAGACCGAGCACGAGCUCAUCGAGACCCUCAAGGAAGCGUUGGAGAACAACCCGAACCUCGAGGUCUCAAUCCUCACUGAUGCACUUCGAGGCACUCGGGAGGACCCCAAUCCGUCAUGUGCUACCCUCCUUGCACCGUUGAUCGUCCAAUUUGGCGACCGGGUGCGGAUCUCCAUGUUCCACACUCCAAAUCUGAAUGGGUGGAAGAAGAAGUACAUGCCCAAGCGGAUAAACGAAGGAUGGGGCCUUCAACACAUGAAACUCUACGGCUUUGACGAUGAAAUAAUGCUCUCAGGCGCCAAUCUAUCCAAUGACUACUUCACCAACCGCCUAGACCGUUACCACGUUUUCUCUUCCAAAGAGCUCACAGAUUUCUACGGCGCUGUUCACGAAGCUGUCUGCGAUCUAUCGUAUAACCUCGUUCCUUCAGAGGAGCUUCCCGGCGGCUUCGAGCUGCUUAGCCCCCAUGAGCGAGGGUACCCUGAUCCCUUGUGGCAUACAAAGAAAUUCAAGGCAUACGCAAAAGAAAUCCUUGAGCCAUUAAUCCACAAGAAAGCUAGACAAAAAAUGUUUCCGCUCGAGUUCACACAGCAAAAGACAUUCGUCUACCCUCUGGCUCAGUUCGAUGUCCUCCUUGGCGCCCCCAAAAACAUGGCCCUGCUCGACUAUGAGUUUGCACAGUACACUUCCACAGAGAAGCCUGCAAUCACCAAACUGCUCACCAACCUCGCCGAGGAUGAGAGACUGCACAAGUCAACGUGGACAUUCACUGCUGGAUACUUCAAUAUCGACCCAGACAUCUGCACACUGCUCAUAGCUGCCGCCCCAGAAGGGUCGUCUGCAGUGCAGAAGCCAGGCAUCAAAGCUUUUGAAAAGGCGUGCACGGUGAUCACCGCAUCGCCGUGGGCCAACGGCUUCUACGGCAGCCCCGGAGUGAGCGGUAUGCUACCCGCAGCGUAUACCCUCCUCUCUCGACGUUUCCUGCGAACCGUGUAUAAUGCUGGCAAAGAAGACGUAAUCCAGCUUAAGGAGUGGAGAAAAGGCACAGUUGGCGAGCCCGGUGGAAUGACCUACCACGCCAAAGGGCUAUGGGUCACUCUCCCACCUCAAUUGGACGCUGAUGGACAAGCCGUUGAUGAACCGGGACCGAGCAUCACGGUGGUAGGGAGCAGCAACUACACCAAAAGGAGCUAUAGUCUCGACCUAGAAAUCGGGGCGAUGAUCCUCACCGGCGACGAAGGGCUCAAACAAAGACUGAAAGAAGAGACGGAGAAUCUACAGAAAGACGCGACGGUCGCAACGCAGGACGAUCUCGCGAGAAUCGAUCGGAGGGUAGGCUUGAAGGUGCGGCUGGCCCUUUGGCUCGUCGAGGCCCUGGGCGGGGCUUUAUGA